CGAGCUUGGUCUAGGAUCAUCUCUUGCUUCUCCUUCCUUCUUUGUCUUUGGCGCUCCUCUUCUUUCCUUGUUCGCGUGCGUGUGUGAAGUUGCAAAACACAACUUAUGGUGCCGCCCGCCAGUCGCGCUCGUAGCAACCCACGACCGCCGACGGAUCCGCCGCUGCCACCGCCUGUGGCCACGUCGAUUACCGCGUUGGUAGCAGAGGGCGACGACGCGGCCGCUUCGAAGGCCCUCGUCGACGAGCACAGCCGGCAGAGGCAAAAGCAGCAGCUGAACGGAGAGAAGGAGGAGGAGGGGAAAAAGGAAGAGACACGAAAGGGGAGAGGUGCGCGGACAGCCAAGGGAAGCAGCCAAGGGAGCGACAAGAAGAAGGCCAUUGACGCGGCAGCGAGGGAGCGCGUCUGGGCAACGAGACCAAACGAUUCGCUGCGGCUGAAGAAUACGAUCCGGGACCUGCACAGGUUCCUCACCGGUCUGCCCUUUCCCCUCAUCCGAAUCACACCCACCCUUGUCGCGCGGGCCAUCUGCAAGGUCCUCGCUAGCCAGAGGCUGAUGCCUACCAACAUUGCUUUCGAUGUUGCGCUCCUCUUUUGGAGGCUGAUCAUCAACAUCUUCUUUAGGUCGAUUCAGCCGAGAGGAGCAUGGAGGAUUCCCAGGCCCAAUGAAGGCCCCAUCAUCUUUGUGGCCGCCCCACACCACAAUCAGUUCCUCGACCCUCUUCUUCUCGCUUCAGAGGUCAGGCGAGGCUCUGGACGUCGAGUGGCCUUUUUGAUUGCCGAAAAGAGCAUCAAGCGUAAAUUCAUUGGCGCGGCAGCCAAGCUGAUGCAGAGCAUCCCGGUUGCGCGAGCUGCCGACAGUGCAAAGGCAGGCAAGGGCACCAUCUCUGUCCACCCAUCAGGUGAUCCGCUGCUGCUGCAGGGCCACUCGUCCAACUUCACCAAGCAGCUCGUAGUCCGUGGGCAGAUUUUGCUGCCAAAGGCAACAGGUCAUGCCACGGCCGAGGUGGAAGAGAUCAUCUCCGACACCAAAGUGCGCAUCAAGAAGGAGUUCAAAGACGAGCGGGCCAUCGAGGCGCUCAAAGGAAAGCUGCCAGAAGGCCCGAUGGACAAGAAGGAGGGUGGCAAAGAGCCGGGCAUGGAGGGCUGCAAGUACCAGUGCCUGCCUUAUGUCGAUCAGACGCAAAUGUAUGCGAGCGUGUACGAGAGGCUGGCAGAGGGUGGCAGCCUUGGCAUCUUCCCAGAAGGUGGCAGCCACGAUCGUACGGACCUCUUGCCUCUCAAAGCCGGUGUCGUCAUUAUGGCCCUGGGAGCCAUGUCGGCCAACCCUGGCCUAAAUGUGCGCAUCGUGCCGGUCGGUCUGUCCUACUUCCACCCCCACAAAUUCCGUUCGAGGGCCGUCGUCGAGUUUGGAGCGCCAAUCGAUGUGCCACGGGAGCUCGUCGGCCUCUUUGAGCAGGGCGGCGAGGGGAAGCGCAAGGCCGUGGGCGAGGCCAUGGAGCUCGUGUUUGAUGGCCUCAAGAGCGUCACCGUCCGUGCGCCCGACUAUGAGACGCUGAUGCUCAUCCAAGCUGCUCGUCGGCUCUACACGCCUCCAGGCGCCCACCCGAGCCUGAGCCAGGUUGUGGAGCUGAACCGGCGCUUCAUCCUCGGCUACCUCGAAUUCAAGGACGACCCCCGGGUCGCCUCCGUCAGGGAUCAAGUGCUGCGCUACAACAAGAUGCUCGUUUACGCUGGCCUGCGCGAUCACCAAGUCGAGCGGGCCACGCGCGCCGGAUGGCGGAGCCUGGGCCUGCUCGCCUAUCGUCUCGGCUUGCUGGGCAUGUGGGGCACUGUGGCCCUGCCUGGCGCGCUGCUCAAUGCACCUGUCAUCAUCCUGGCCAAGAUCAUCAGCCGUAAAAAGGCAAAGGAGGCCCUGGCUGCGUCGCAGGUCAAGCUCAAGGGCCGCGACGUCCUGGCUACUUGGAAGGUCCUCGUGUCGCUUGGCUUCACCCCCAUCCUCUACUGCUUCUACGCUGGUGUGGCCACGUACUUUGCCCACCGCUACAAGCUGCCAAGCAAGCACCAGCUCAUGAUGCCCUUCUACACGCUCUCGGUCCUGCCACCGAUUGCGUACUCGACGCUCAAGUUCUCCGAAGUCGGCAUCGACAUUUACAAAAGCCUUCCCCCGCUCUUUGUCAGCCUCAUGCCGGGCAACUACAAGGUCAUUAUUGAGCUGCAGCAGACAAGGGCCAAGAUUGCCUCGGAGAUCCACGCCCUCAUUGACGAGCUGGCACCCAAGAUCUGGGACGAUUUUGAGAGCCGCAAGAUUGUCACGUCGCCUACCUCGUCGGCCCCACCGGCGCAGAGCCCGGCUGGAGAGGAGUCGCUGAUGUGGCGACAAAAGAGCCACGACAAGAAGCUGGAUACAAAGAGCCCCUUGGCCCACCCGCUGGCCUGGGCCGACGAGCGUCUCUUUGGUUGGGGGACCUCGACCAGGAGGGGCAGCACCACGACACGCGCCCUGUCUGCCGCUGAGUUCGCCGAGAAGAAGGCGGGCAAUGCAGGCGAGGGCAUCGUCGACAGCGCAUCGAAGGAGGAGCAAGACGAGCUGGAAGAAGAGGAGGAGGAGGAGGAAGAAGAAGACAGCGAAGAGGGUGUCGAGGAAGAGGAGGAAGAGGGCGACUACGAGGCCAUCUUCCGCAUGCUCAGUCCCGCUCGUCUGCUUGGGUACGGGGACGAGGCCAACACACCGAAAAGCCCGCGAUCUCCCGCAACGGGCGGCAGCGGACGCCGGUCGAGGUCGCACAGCCGAAGCAGGAGUGGAAGCCUCAACGAGACAUUUGCCGAGAAGCGCAACCGAUCCAACACAGACCUCAAAGCGCUGAGCAGCAGUAGUAGCGGCAGAGCUGGAGGACCCGAGCCGCUUUCACCCACUGUCAGGACGACUGCGUUGGCCGAUCAGAGUGGAGGAGGAACAGCAGCAGCAGCCAGGGAAAGGGGGCCCCGUCAGCGUACGACUUCGCUCUCCGAGGACAUUUCGACAGACUCGUUCAAGAGCAACGCUCCCAAGGUUCACGGAGAGCCGUUUGGCAAGGCAACAAAGGUGCUGGAGAGGACCGAGCAGCAGACCAACGGCUCGUCGGUCGCUCACGCGCCUCGGGUCGAGGACAUGAAGAGCGCGGCGCCAACGCCGGCGCCUGGAAGCCCCAAUGUGCGAUCCUCUUGACACCUGCGAUUUCAAGUUUCUCGUCUCUCUCUCUCUUUUCUCUCUCAAAUCGUGUAUGUAUGCAUGUGAGCAGUCUACAAACGAGGCUUGUUUUGGUACCUGCACGGCCGGCAGAGUGAAGCUCUAGACCGUCGGUCCUUGAGCCGGACAGGCAGGCAGGCGUCUGACGUUUGGUCUGCUUGUCGUCGGACAACAGUCUGCCAACUUUUUCUCGUUUGAUG
Molecule: messenger RNA, 3428 nt
Organism: Acaromyces ingoldii
Lineage: Eukaryota; Fungi; Basidiomycota; Exobasidiomycetes; Exobasidiales; Cryptobasidiaceae
Exons: 6
Coding region: 106-3207 (1033 amino acids)
Biological process (GO): phospholipid biosynthetic process
Cellular component (GO): endoplasmic reticulum membrane
Molecular function (GO): glycerol-3-phosphate O-acyltransferase activity; glycerone-phosphate O-acyltransferase activity
Source: RefSeq, a predicted model, not a curated record